CAUCUCUCGUGUCGUGUCGUGUCGUGUCGUCUCUCCUUUUUAAUUUGCUUUCCUCUUCUAAUUUCAAAGGUUUUCUUUCUUCCGGAAACCUCCGAUGGAUCUCUGAAUUCGCCUUUGCUGCAGUCUUCGAUUUCUGAUUUCGGCAUACUUCGUAUUUACCAAAUGGCGUCCGCAGAGCAGUUGAUGGGCAGAGACGGCCCCAAGUACGCUCAAAUGCAGAAGGAGGCGCCGCCGCCGUCGGGAUUGCCGUCCUUGACUUCCUCGUUUUUCUCGUUUCAUAACCCGAAUUUUCUUAGUGGCGAGACGGCUCGGAUUUUUGAUGAGCUGCCGCAAGCUACCAUAAUUCAUGUAUCGCGACCCGACGCUAGCGAUAUUAGUCCAAUGCAACUGACAUACACGAUUGAGCUCCAAUACAAAGAGUUCAAGUGGCAAUUGGUGAAGAAAGCUUCGCAUGUAUUCUAUCUACACUUUGCUCUGAAGAAGCGGAAAUUUAUCGAGGAGAUACAUGAAAAGCAGGAGCAGGUUAAAGAAUGGCUUCAAAACAUAGGAAUUGGAGAUCACACAACAGUUAUGCAGGAUGAUGAAGAACCUGAUGAUGAGGUUGUUCCCUCACGCACUGAUGGAUGUUCCAGAAACAGAGAUGUUCCAUCAAUUGCUGCCCUUCCAAUUAUUCGGCCAGCACUUGGAAGGCAGCAUUCAAUGUCUGACCGAGCAAAAGGAGCAAUGCAGGGAUACUUGAAUCAUUUUCUAAGCAAUAUAGAUAUUGUGAAUUCCAGAGAGGUGUGCAGGUUUUUGGAAGUUUCAAGAUUAUCUUUUGCUCCAGAAUAUGGUCCUAAGCUGAAAGAAGAAUAUGUAUCGGUGAGGCAUUUACCAAACUUGGAGAAUGAUGGCGACCAAAAUUGUUGUUCAUGCCUGUGCUGUUGGUGCUGCAGGGAUAAUUGGCAAAAGGUUUGGGCUGUAUUGAAACCUGGAUUUUUGGCCUUUCUUAAGGACCCUUAUGAUCCCAAGCCUUUAGACAUUAUUGUUUUUGACGUUCUACCUGCUUCAGAUGGUAAUGGAGAGGGCAGAGUGUCACUGGCCAAGGAAGUUAUCGAUCAUAAUCCAUUGCGCCAUUAUUUCAGGGUGACUUGUGGCACUAGAAGCAUAAAACUUAGAACCAAAACGAAUGCCAAAUUAAAAGAUUGGGUAGCUGCAAUCAAUGAUGCUGGUCUUAGACCACCUGAAGGGUGGUGUUAUCCCCAUCGUUUCGGUUCUUUUGCUCCUCCCCGUGGUUUGACCGAAGAUGGGAGUCAGGCUCAAUGGUUUGUGGAUGGUUGUGCUGCUUUUGAAGCAAUUGCUUUGGCCAUUGAGGAAGCAAAAUCAGAGAUAUUCAUAUGUGGGUGGUGGCUGUGCCCUGAACUAUACUUGCGGCGUCCAUUUCAUGCAAAUACAUCAUCUCGGCUUGAUUUUUUGUUGGAGUCUAAAGCCAAGCAAGGUGUACAGGUAUACAUUCUUCUCUACAAAGAGGUUGCCUUAGCUCUCAAAAUUAACAGUGUUUAUAGCAAGAGAAAACUUCUGAGCAUUCAUGAGAAUAUCAGAGUACUUCGGUAUCCUGACCAUUUUUCUUCUGGUGUCUAUUUAUGGUCCCACCACGAAAAAAUUGUUAUUGUGGAUCACCAAAUAUGUUUCAUUGGUGGACUCGAUAUGUGCUUUGGCCGUUAUGAUUCUGGGAAACAUAAAUUGUGUGAUUAUCCGCCAAAAAUAUGGCCGGGAAAAGAUUAUUACAACCCAAGGGAAUCAGAACCAAAUUCCUGGGAGGACACAAUGAAGGAUGAGUUAGAUAGAUUGAAAUAUCCACGCAUGCCUUGGCAUGAUGUUCAUUGUGCCCUUUGGGGCUCAGCCUGCCGUGAUGUAGCCAGGCAUUUUGUGCAAAGAUGGAACUAUGCGAAGAGAAAUAAAGCUCCAAAUGAAAACACAAUCCCUCUACUUAUGCCUCAGCAUCACAUGGUUAUUCCUCAUUACAUGGGAAGAAGUGAAGAGAUAAACUUCAGCAAUAAGAAUAACCAUGUUGAUCAUGAAGGCAUCAAAAGAAAUGAUUCAUUUUCCAACCCAUCUUCACUUCAAGAUGUCCCACUGCUUAUGCCACAAGAGGUUGAUGGGCCAGAUGCAGGGAAGAUAGAACCAAUGUUAUAUGGGUUUAACACAUUGGAUGAUCUUCAUGAUCUGCCAAGCAAGCCUAGCAGGAGUCCGUUCUCUUUCCGUAAAUGCAAAAUUGAACCAUUAAACACCGGUAUGCCCAUGAGGGAUUUUGUGGAUGGUCAUGACAGCUUUGAUCCCCAGAGUGCCCAUAUAUUGCAUCCUGGACCAGAGGUUUCAGAAAAAGAGUGGUGGGAGCCACAGGAACUAGCUGAUCAAGUCAUUUCUGCUGAUGAAACUGGACAAGUUGGACCUCGUGUAUCAACUCGUUGUCAGAUUAUAAGGAGCGCUAGCCAGUGGUCAGCAGGUACAAGCCAGAUUGAAGAAAGUAUUCAUAAUGCGUACUGUUCACUUAUUGAAAGGGCAGAACAUUAUGUCUAUAUUGAGAAUCAAUUCUUCAUCUCUGGUUUAUCGGGUGAUGAAAUUAUUCAAAAUCGUGUUUUGGAAGCAUUAUACAGGCGCAUUAUGCGAGCAUACAAUGAGAAGAAGUGUUUCAGGGUCAUUAUUGUUAUACCUCUCCUACCUGGUUUUCAGGGGGGUGUGGAUGAUUCUGGUGCUGCAUCUGUGAGAGCUAUAAUGCAUUGGCAGUAUCGAACAAUAUGCAGAGGGCACAGUUCCAUAUUGCACAAUCUUUAUGAUCUUGCUGGCCCUAAAAUGCAUGAUUAUAUAUCCUUUUAUGGACUGAGAGCUUAUGGCAGACUUUUUGACGGUGGUCCUAUCGCCACUAGUCAGGUGUAUGUUCAUAGCAAAAUCAUGAUAAUUGAUGACCGGACUACAUUGGUUGGCUCUGCAAAUAUUAAUGACAGAAGUUUGCUCGGAUCUAGAGACUCUGAGAUUGGAGUACUAAUCGAGGACAGAGAAUUUGUAGAUUCAUCCAUUGGUGGCAAGCCUUGGAAAGCAGGGAAGUUCUCAUUGAGUCUUCGUCUUUCACUGUGGUCCGAGCACCUUGGUCUUCACGCCAAAGAGAUUAAUCAAAUAAAAGAUCCCGUGAUUGAUGCAACCUACAAGGAUUUGUGGGUAUCAACUGCAAAGACAAAUACGGCGAUUUAUCAAGAUGUCUUUGCUUGUAUCCCAAACGACCUGAUACACACAAGGAUUUCACUUCGACAAUGCAUGAGCUCUUGGAGAGAAAAGUUUGGGCACUCAACUACUGAUUUAGGGAUAGCCCCUAACAAGCUGGAGACCUACCAAGAUGGUAAAGUGAUAGAGAUGGAUCCAAUGGAAAGACUCGAAUCCAUCAAAGGGCACCUGGUUUCGUUCCCUUUGGACUUCAUGUCGAAGGAAGACUUAAGGCCCGUGUUCAACGAGAGUGAGUACUAUGCAUCAGCGCAGGUAUUUCACUGAGUUAUGUGUGUACAAGUAUAAUGGUUUCGAUCAAUUCAUGGCUGGGUCACUGAGCCAGAUAUAUAGUUCCCUAUUUUUCACUGUUGUAUAUUAACCUCUCCUCAUUAUGUUAUGUACCAUACAUACAUACCACACGAAAGGAUACGUACAGACCAUUGAAACUAUGCUCCAUUAGAAGCAGAGGCAGUGGUAUUACUAGCUGUCUCUGGAGUAUAAAUAUUCUUCAACUUAUUUUUCCAA
This is a messenger RNA of Andrographis paniculata, 3759 nucleotides long. Its product is annotated as phospholipase D zeta 1. The transcript is spliced from 20 exons. The coding region runs from base 163 to 3519 and encodes 1118 amino acids. Gene Ontology annotation, molecular function: D-type glycerophospholipase activity. Gene Ontology annotation, biological process: intracellular signal transduction; phospholipid catabolic process; phosphatidic acid biosynthetic process. Gene Ontology annotation, cellular component: plasma membrane. The record is from RefSeq and is a predicted model, not a curated record. NCBI's taxonomy places the organism in Eukaryota, Viridiplantae, Streptophyta, Magnoliopsida, Lamiales, Acanthaceae.